CAAUGCCAGGUCGGUUCUUACGAGUUUUCCCAUUGUCAGUCAAACAAUGCCAACAAGUUUAAAACAGGCAUUAAAAACUCACUUCGGCUUCGACGGCUUCAGGACUAAGCUACAGGAAGAUGUUGUCAAGGCUGUCAUCAGAGGUGACAGAGAUGUAUUCGUGUGUAUGCCCACCGGAGCAGGAAAGUCCCUCUGCUACCAGCUGCCGGCGGUGCUGGCCCAGGGCAUCACCCUGGUUAUAUCCCCGCUAAUCGCCCUCAUCCAGGAUCAAGUGGAUCGCCUGAAGAGUCUUAACAUCCCCGCCUGUUCCAUCAACUCCAAGCUCCUAGCAGGUGAGCGCCGUCUGAUCCUGGCCGACCUGGGGAGCAGCAGCCCCAAGCUGAAGCUUCUCUACAUUACUCCGGAGAUGGUGGCCUCACCAUCAUUCCAGCCGUGCCUGACAGACCUUUCCUCCCGUGGCCUGCUGUCCUAUCUGGCGGUGGACGAGGCACACUGCGUCUCUCAGUGGGGUCACGAUUUCAGACCGGACUAUCUCAAACUGGGAGAGCUGCGUUCUCGCUUACCAGGAGUCCCCUGCUUAGCUUUGACAGCAACGGCACCCAAGAAUGUGCAAGAGGACAUUCUUCAGUCGCUGCGGCUGCGCCAGCCGCUGUCCUUCGCGACGCCUGUCUUCCGCAGCAACUUGCACUACGACGUGAUCUUCAGGGAGCUGCUGCCAAACCCCUAUGUCCACCUCCACGCCUUUGUUAAGAAAUCACUGGGACUGGACAGCGGGUCAACUGGACAGGGAUGUGGGAUCGUAUACUGUCGGACCAGAGAAGGCUGUGAAACGGUGGCCUUCCAGCUCACCAAGCUUGGAGUUUUAUCCAAGCCUUAUCAUGCAGGUUUAAAAGCAAGCGAUCGCACAGAAGUCCAGAAUGAGUGGAUGCAGGGGAAGGUGCUGGUUAUUGCUGCUACCAUCAGCUUUGGGAUGGGAGUGGAUAAGGCCAAUGUCAGAUUUGUAGCUCACUGGAACCUCGCAAAGUCUCUGGCCAGCUACUACCAGGAGUCUGGCCGUGCAGGAAGAGACGGCCUGCCCUCCUCCUGUCGUACCUACUACUCGGCGAAGGAUAAAGAGCAAAUUCUUUUCCUCAUUCGACAGGAGGUGUCCCGUAAACAGGAGAAACGCGGCUCGGCAAAAGAAUCUGACAAAACAGCCAUCACUGACUUCGAAGCUAUGGUGUCAUUCUGUGAGCAGGAAGGUUGUCGCCACACCACCAUCUCCAAGUUCUUUGGCGACAAGCCGCCGAACUGCGCGAAGGCCUGCGAUUUCUGCGCCAACCCCAAAGUGGUGCGGGCCCAGAUCGCCCGAGCAGCGGCCCUCAGCAGCCGGGUCAACACGGCUCAGAGCAGCGGGCCCAAAGGGCCGUUCGGAUUUCGGCCGGACCUUUACGAGGGCGGGAGGAAGGGCUACGGCUUUGAAAGGUUUGAUGAAGGAGAGGACGGUAACGACGAAGAUGACGGCACCAAGAGGAAGAAGGAGUUUUCGGACCUCUUCAAGAAGCAGAUGAGCCUGCGCAAGGGCAACAACGAUCACGAGCAAGAUUUUAUUCCUCCAGAUGACGACUGCCCGCUCCGAGAGGCCAGCAGCCAGAGGAUUCCCAGGCUCACCGUGAAGGCCAGGGAGCACUGCCUGACCCUGCUGCAGGAGGCACUGUAUGGCCAGCAGGGGGCAGAACAUGACUCCAGCACUUUAUCACUGGCUGUGGACAUUGAACACAAAGUCUUCAAAAACAGCAAAUCUGCCAACGUAUACAAGGCUGCUGUCCUGAAGAAGGUGACAGACAUGAAGAAAGCAGCACCAGCCUCACUGGGGAAUGAACAAGACGGCACUGGCAUCGACAGCGGCGAGACCGAGACGAAGCAGAGAGAGGAAACGCCCCCCUCUGCUUCCUCGGUGUCCGAUGACCUGCAUGGAUUCACUUCUGCGUCCCAGAUCUACUCAAUGAAGCGUAAGAGAAUAGGAGCAGGCCAGCGAGGCUCAUCCGACCCCUUCGUCACCGCAAAGAAGCUCCUGGAGUUAGAGGCCGCCUCCACCAAGGCGGCAGGAUGCGGCGGGUUUGUGAACGUCGGCUCCGGAGAGGCGACCGCUAAAGAACACGGGGAGGGAACGAAAGAUACAAGCACGGAUACGGCAGCAGCCGUAUCUUCCUCCAUCAGAGCCAGAGCAAACGCCGUCAGUGCCUCCCUGAGCAGCCCCACAAAGGGAGGCAGAGCCUUAAGCAAGAAGCAGCAAAAGCUGGCAGAAGCCGCCAAGAGCUCCCGGAGCAUUUCCCAGUACUUCACCAAGAAACAAACACCAGAUCAAAGCCAGGUGGCGGAGACGCCGGAGGAACCGGAUGCUACGUUAUCUCACUCUCCCACUGCGAAUCCGCCAGAGAACGCCGGCCGGGAACAACACUCGCCAGCUGCUGCGCAGGAAGUGGAGGGCAGCCCCGUGGAAUCGGAGACCGAGGAUGUGAUCCUCGUGGAACGGGAAAGUGAAGUUAUAGUUUUAAGUGACGAUAAAGAGGAUAUUCCACCCGAGGAGGAGACCGUUAAGGUCAUUCAGGACGCUCCUCGGCAGGAAACAGCGUCCCCGACAGAACAAAAUGAACCUGAAGUAGCAGCUGAUGUGACUGCAGUGAAAGAGAUAAGAGAUGAUACGAAAUCCACCGGCGGGACUUCCCCUCCGGCGAAGCGAAGCCGCCGAUCCAGUGGGAGCAACAGGAGAGUGAGCUUCAACCCCAACGUGGAGGAGAGGGCGCUGCACCCGGCCGGCGAGCCCCCGAAGGCCGUGACCCUCAAAGAAGCAGCCGAUAUCGUCGUUCGCUACCUGGAUCCGUUUUACUCUCAGGGAAAGUUUGCCACAAAGGAGCUGUUCAAGUCUUUCGCUCGCUUCUUGUCGCACCUUCUUGCGGAAGGGCGAAGCAGGGAAAAAAAUCAAGUUAAAGCCGACGCCAAAGCUCUCAUCAGGAAGUUCUUCAGCACAGUGAAGCGCUGCGAGAACGAGGCCGACUGGAAGCACCUCGGAGGACCGCCCAGCUGCUCCGCCUCGGAGAACCAUCAGUGACGGGAAGGCAGGUCGGCCUCUCUCAGGGUCCGCCGCCUUUCUGUUUUAUGUCGCCAGUGCCUAAGAUUCUCUUAUUCCAGAGAUCAGAGAUCCCUGCUGACCAGGCCUGCUGCUCGAGCUCUGCUUUUGUUUUCUUUCUCUCAAGCUAACUGCUGAUGAAGCAAUAGGAUGAACACAACAGCGCACACUUAUGUGAUGAACGUUUUAGCUUCUUCAAUAUCAAUCCUGUACUGUUCAAUGUCCGUUUGUGAAGCACUCUGUCGAUUCAACUGUAAAAUUGGGAUAAAUAAGAGAAGAUGGAAUAUUUCAUUAUCAGACUGCACUUGAUGUAAACCAAGUUUGAAUUAUCUCUAUCUUGAUUUUCAUACUGAACCUUCAUGCAUGGAAGCAAAAGCUGCAGCUGGGAGCGCUGUAACGUCAGAAUCUGCCUCAGAUGUUGGCCUGACUCUGAAUUCUCACAGCCGAGAAAGUACCAGCGUGCAUCACGACAUUGCAGUGACUGCUUCACGAUCCGCAUAUUGUGGCGUUACUUAGCGGGGGUCACCAAAUCUAGUUCAAUUAGGUUUGAAAAAAAUUGGAUUCUCCUCCUGUGGCACCUAAAAAAGGCUGCUGUUUCUUUGUAAAUCAAAGUUUAGGAGACAUAAUUGGACCAGACGAUGGUGCCACAGUCAAGGCUUAAUUUAUUGUGUGGUUAUCAAGCAUGUAUCUUGGAUGGACCCACAGACAGAAAUGCUUUACCUUGGACAGAAGAUGAUAUGAUAAAUGCUUCUGUGUUAGGAGGUGUGAGGAGAUUUUGUAAUCGCUGCUAAAUGUUGUUUGUUUGGCUGCUAAAACUGUUGAUACCAGGAAAAAAAAAAAGAAUAUAGGAUGAUUUUUGAUAUGAAACGGUCCAGUUUGUUUGUUUUUCUAUUUAAAGUGAGCCAAUUUCAGUUUGGGUCCUCUGCUGUCUUUUUAUUUGUGGUAGAGCUGUUUUCUCUUUCAUUUCCAGUGACGGGACGACUCUUUGUGUUAGUGCCUGGCAGGACUGUGGAGGUUUCUGUGUCCAUGCUGUCAGUAGGGCACUGAGGCGCGCUUGAAGCACUGACGGACAUAAAGUCCUGACUGUGCUCAGCUCUGAAAUGUUUACAAUAAAGCUGAAGA
This is a messenger RNA of Salarias fasciatus (jewelled blenny), 4231 nucleotides long. It is a transcript of the gene recql5, whose product is annotated as RecQ helicase-like 5. Gene Ontology annotation, biological process: double-strand break repair via homologous recombination; regulation of DNA-templated transcription. The record is from RefSeq and is a predicted model, not a curated record. The transcript has 19 exons. Bases 47 to 3091 code for a protein of 1014 amino acids. Gene Ontology annotation, molecular function: four-way junction helicase activity; ATP binding; nucleic acid binding. NCBI's taxonomy places the organism in Eukaryota, Metazoa, Chordata, Actinopteri, Blenniiformes, Blenniidae. Gene Ontology annotation, cellular component: chromosome; cytoplasm; nucleus.